GCCAUGAAGAAGGAAUGAAGGAUUAGUAGAAGUACGCUGCUUAGUGGUGACGCUUUAAUGGAACUUUUGGUGAAGUUGGCUCCCCAACCAAUCCUCAAUCGCUUCUACUCUUUCUGCUUGCUUUCUCUGCAUGGAAUGGAAUGGGAGUAUUCUGAAAUCUCAAUGUAUACGCUUCCAAUUCAUUUCAACUGAGGUAUAUUUACUGAAAAUUUGCUCUUAAGAUUCAGAAACUCGCUUCUUUUCUAGAUCCAUCCAUAUACAUUUUCAGUUCUGGUUUAGUUGAGUAAUUGCAAUCCGUAUAAUAUAAUCGAUCCAAAUGGGGGCUGCGCCGUCUAAAAUGGAAGAAGACAAGGGUUUACAGCUCUGUCGUGAGCGGAAAAAGUUUGUCAAACAAGCACUUGAUGGAAGAUGUUCCUUGGCUGUUACUCAUAUUACAUAUGUUGAUUCCUUAAGAGAAGUUGGAACAUCUCUCAGGAUGUUUAUUGAAGGAUCAUCAUCUCUCUUCACUUCUACCACCGCCACACCACAACCACUUCCAUUAACCGAAACAUCUCUCUCUCACUUCUCAUUCUCUCCAUCUCCUUCUCCACACGACGGACCUAUUCAGUAUCAAGCCAACCAUAUGAAAUCUAGGGUUCCAUUCUCCAAAAAGGUCGUAGAGGUACUUCCAAUGCCUGUUCUAGCUUCAGUAACAUCCUCGGCCACAUUUCAGAACAAUAACACGCCUCAUUCGACAGCGGAGAGAUCUCCGGAGACUCCUCUUUGGGACUAUUUUGGUCAUUCUCAUCCAAUUGACAACCAUCUUUCCUCUUAUGAAGGCCUGGAUGACACAACAAGACUAGGGAAAGAGGAGGGAGUUCCUGAUCUGGAUGAUGAUGAUAAUGAUGAAGAAGAAGAUAAACAUUCUUCUUCAUUUGAUGAGCCAGAAGAUGAAUUUGAUGAACCUUCUACUGAGUUCUUACAUAAUGGCGAAAAAAGCAACAAUCUUGAUAUGUCACCAUCUAAUGCACAUUUGAAAGAUGAUGAGAAUAAAGCAGCAGAAACUACUACUCCUCAUCCUCCUAAGGACUUAUUUUCAAGCAUGAAAGAUAUCGAGUAUCUAUUCAUCAAAGCUGCUGAUUCUGGUAAAGGCGUCCCAAGGAUGCUCGAAGCCAAUAAAUUUCAUUUCCGCCCUAUUUUUCCCGGGAAAGAUAGUGGGUCUAUGGCAUUAAUGAUGGUCAAGGCUUGUUUCUCUUGUGGGAAGGAUGAUCCUAUUCAUGUUCAAGAAGAGCCUGUUCAAAAUACUGUAAAUUACUUGACUUGGCAUCGGACUGCUUCAUCGCGUUCUUCUUCAUCCCGAUUUACUCAUGGUACAAACUCACUGGAUGAAAGGGAAGACUUCAAUGACAGCCUUUUAGGUAAUUGUAUGAUCUCUGGAAGUCAUGCCUCCACCUUAGACAGACUAUUUGCAUGGGAGAGGAAGCUUUAUGAUGAAGUUAAGGCUAGCCAGAUAAUAAGAGGACAGUAUGAUGCAAAAUGUAAACUCUUAAGAAGUUUAGAAUCAACUGAUGAAAGCAAAACCAAGAUUGAUAAAGUACGAGCAGUUGUCAAGGAUCUGCACUCGAGAAUUAGAGUUGCAAUUCACAGAAUCGACACAAUAUCAAAGAAAAUCGAGGAAUUGAGAGACAGCGAAUUACAGCCACAGCUGGACGAGCUGAUUGAUGGAUUAAGGCGAAUGUGGGAAGUGAUGUUUGAAUGCCACAAGCUUCAGUUGGACGCCAUAUCAACCGCUUAUAACAAAGGCAACCACAAAUCCUCGGAUUUACAUAGGAAUGCAAUCCAUCUCAAAGCUCAACUCGAGUCCCUAUCUUGGAGUUUUACGAAAUGGGUAAGUGCUCAGAAAACAUAUCUUCAAGCUUUGAACAAUUGGCUUUUCAAAUGCAUACCUCUGCAAGAGAAAUCAACAAAGAGGAGGAGAAGGAGGGAAGGCCCGCCCAUCCGUAACUUUGGCCCACCAAUGUACACCACUGUUGAAGUUUGGUUGGAAUUAAUUGGGACCUUACCUGAAAAGGCUUUACAAGAUUCUAUAAAAGUGUUAGCCUCUGAAAUCAAUCGUUUCGUUCCUCAUCAUGAAAAGAACCAAGACAAGGGGCGGGAUGGUAAUAACAGUGAUACACACGAAGUGUCAGAGGAUCAUGUUCAUGAGUUUGAUCGUUUUCAACAGAGCCUGAUCGGUUUUCUCAGUCAGUUGAGCGUUUUUGCGGAUUCAUCUGCUAACAUGUUAAUCAAACUCCAGAAGGACAUUCAGGAUUCCAAGAACAACUAUAACAGAAAGAUGUCGAUAUCAUGAUGAUGAAGAAGCCAGGUAAGUUAUAUGCGGAGUUGAUGAAUUAACCUGAUUAUAAAUUGUAAUUACAUUAAGGUUUGAUUUUUACAACUUUAAAAACAGCUUAUUCCUUUUG
Molecule: messenger RNA, 2441 nt
Organism: Impatiens glandulifera
Lineage: Eukaryota; Viridiplantae; Streptophyta; Magnoliopsida; Ericales; Balsaminaceae
Product: protein ROLLING AND ERECT LEAF 2
Exons: 5
Coding region: 317-2329 (670 amino acids)
Source: RefSeq, a predicted model, not a curated record